AUGGCCAACCUCGCAAAACUCGAAGAGCACCUCGCCACCAGGUCCUACGUUGAGGGAUACACCCCAUCGCAGGCCGAUGUCGCCGUUUUCAAAGCCAUUUCGACAGAGCCCAGCGCAUCCGCAAACCCCCAUGUCGCCCGCUGGUACACCCACAUCAAGUCCUAUGCCGCGGAGCACUCUUCUUUGCCGGGAUCCAGCAAGGCUGGUGAGGCCUUCCUCGGGGGUGCGGCUCCAGCCCCGGCUGCCGAAGAAGACGAGGAAAUCGAUCUGUUCGGAUCGGAUGACGAGGAGGAUGCUGAGGCUGAGCGUAUCAAGGCUGAGCGUGUCGCUGCCUACAACGCCAAGAAGGCAAGCAAGCCCAAAACUGUAGCCAAGUCUGUCGUCACCAUGGACGUCAAGCCAUGGGACGAUGAGACCGAUAUGGUUGCCCUCGAGGCUGCAGUCCGUUCCAUCGAACAGGAUGGUCUCGUCUGGGGUGCUAGCAAACUUGUCGCCAUCGGAUAUGGUAUUAAGAAGCUCCAGAUCACCCUCGUCGUUGAGGAUGAGAAGGUCUCGACCGAUGAGCUCCAGGAGAAGAUUGCCGAAUUCGAUGACUACGUCCAGAGCACAGAUAUCGCGGCCAUGCAAAAACUCUAA
This is a messenger RNA of Cyclocybe aegerita, 636 nucleotides long. NCBI's taxonomy places the organism in Eukaryota, Fungi, Basidiomycota, Agaricomycetes, Agaricales, Hemipholiotaceae. The record is from the annotation of a GenBank genome assembly.